GCUGUGCAGGAAACAGCAAGAAUGUUGACGAUAGGAGUGCAGAACAGGUUGGUCCACAGCGGACAGACGCAAUACAUCAUUAUAAACCUUCGUUUCCAAGCGCACGCAUUCACAAAAGAAACUCGCGGUUGGCAGAAGGCGGCGACAUGAAGCUGAGAUCUUUGCUGCUGUUCCCAUUGUUGUUGCUGCUGCUGGCGUUUCAGUGCAAUGGCCGUACAGUGUCCAGAUGUGAGCUGCGAGACAAGCUAAGGGAGAAAAUCACACUGUCAGAACGCACACAAAACCUCACAGACAUCGCCUUGACCUUGAUUGUGUGCCAGCUGGAAAAGAUCUCCCAGCUGAAGACUAGCACGGUCAACAUCUUAGGCCAACGUGACACCACCACCACUCCUCCUACCACCACUACCACCACCACCACGAUCCCCACUACCAACACCACCUCCACAGCACCCACCAACCAAACCAACUUAAGCAACCAAACACUCAACUCUGAUCCCACUGUGCCACCUGCCUUAACCAACACCACCACAACCAACACCACCACUCCCUCCACGACACCGGCCAAUCAAACCAACGUAAGCAACCAAACACUCAACUCUGAUCCCGCCCUACCACCAGGCUUAACCAAUGCGACCUCAGACCUCAACCAAACCCUCAGUGGGGUCAAUAACACAAGCAGCGACGGCGGCCAAGACCAGGACCAGGAAGAAGAACCUUUAGGUGAGGAUGACGAAGAGGAAGAAGAACCGUUAGCUGAGGAUGAAGAACCGUUCAGCGAGGUGAUUGGAGAUACUUACGAUGAAGAGGGCGAAUACCUUUAUGUGGACCAGGAAAGCACUGUCGACUUCCACAUGGAGGACUGGAGGAGGCUGAUGGAGCUUCUGAACGAGGAAGAGAACGAGUUUGAUGAAGAACAGCUGAUGAUAGCUGACGACAAGCUUAGCGGCGACAAUGACGGCUUUGGCAGCGGCAGCGAGAUGUUUCAGAUGAAUUGGUCGCUAGGAUACCAUGGCAUCUUCCAGCUCACGGACAGCUACUUCUGCCAGUCGUCUGCCCGAUGGAGCCAGAAUGUCUGCAACAGCACCUGCGGCGCGUUCAGCGAUGAUGACAUCACAGACGACUUGGAUUGCUUCGUUGACAGUCUUUACUGGCUGUACGUGCUGAGGACGGUGGGAUAUCAGUGCUACGAAACCACCGACUUCUUUGGACAGUGCAACUGAGUUGUCAUGUACUACUCUGUUGCCUUCCGUGGUAAUUACAAUGUACACCCAAUACAACCGUUUCCUUUCCAAAGAUAAUAUUUUUUUAUUUUGAGUGACACUGUCGGAGAGGCAUUCAACUAAAGUCAAUUAACAUUCCAAUUAUUGCUGGGAAUUUCUCAGUGACAGCAUAAUUCAAGAGUGAGCGAUAUUAUCUUUAUAAAAGCACAACAUGUGGUGGUAGUGGUGUGUGUGUAUUUUGAGCCACUUUUGAUUGGAUGACGCGUGUGACAUCAUUAAUGACAGUGUCAUGACAAAGCAACUCUUGUAAACUUGUUUAAUUCAUCAGAAUGAAUCAAUAAAGGCAGACAGGUUCUCAACAUCA
Molecule: messenger RNA, 1584 nt
Organism: Phycodurus eques (leafy seadragon)
Lineage: Eukaryota; Metazoa; Chordata; Actinopteri; Syngnathiformes; Syngnathidae
Exons: 5
Coding region: 147-1220 (357 amino acids)
Source: RefSeq, a predicted model, not a curated record